AAUAAACCUGAUUAUCUCUGGAGAACACACACACACACACACACACACACACCUUGUGUAUUAUAUAUAUAUAUACACCUGCCAUAACCUCUUUAAUUUUCAUUCCGCUUUUUUAUAAGUAUUUUCUAUUUAUUAUCAUAAAUAGAAAUAAAUAAAAAAACAAAUAAACAUGAAUAAAAAAAUAAUACUAGUCACCGGAGGUACUGGUCUUGUUGGUAAAGCUAUUGAAAAAACUAUUGAAUUGGACAAAAAAGAUGAUGAGGAAUGGGUAUUUGUUGGAUCAAAGGAUGCAAAUUUAUGUGACAAAGAAAGCACAGAACAACUGUUUGAAAAAUAUAAACCAACUCAUGUAAUACAUUUGGCUGCUAUGGUUGGUGGUUUAUUUCACAACAUGUCACACAACUUAGAUUUUUUACGUAAAAAUCUCCACAUGAAUGAUAACGUUUUACAAACUGCGCAUGAGAACAAUGUUAUUAAAGUUGUUUCUUGUCUUUCAACUUGUAUAUUUCCCGACAAAACAACAUAUCCAAUCGAUGAAACUAUGAUUCAUAAUGGUCCGCCUCAUCCAUCUAAUUAUGGAUAUAGUUACGCAAAACGACUAUUAGAUGUUGCCAAUCAUGGAUACUUUGAGCAACAUAACAGACUUUAUACUAGUAUUAUUCCGUGUAAUGUGUUUGGACCUCACGAUAAUUUUAAUCCACAUUCCAGUCAUGUAAUUCCUGGAUUAAUAAGAAAACUAUAUGACCUGAUAAAAAAUGAUAAUACUGAAGAUAAAAUAUUUACAGUGUUGGGAUCAGGGAAACCUUUAAGACAAUUUAUUUACAGCUUAGAUUUAGCCAAACUUAUAAUAUGGGUUCUUCGUGAAUAUGAUUCGGUUGAACCAAUCAUUUUAUCUGUGGAUGAAGCAGAUGAAGUGUCAAUCAUCGAAGUAUCUGAAACUAUUGCCAAAGCUUUUGAUUUUAAAGGAAAAAUUGUAUGUGAUACUACAGCAGCAGAUGGUCAAUACAAAAAGACUGCUAGUAAUGCAAAACUAAGGAGUUAUUUAUCUGACAUACAAUUUACUCCAUUUGAAAAAGCGAUCAAAGAAACUGUUGAUUGGUAUCGUAAUAAUUAUAAUUUAGCAAGAAAUUAAGUCCUAUAUAUUUAUAUAUUAGGGUGUGUCAUAAUAAAAAAAUAUUUUUUUUUGUAGGUCUCAUAGUCUCAAAAGUUACUUCGAGACCAAAAAAAUAUCCUCCUAAAAAAUCCGUUCAAUAUCUCACAAAUUGAGCUGGCAUUUGACAUGUUCAUUUUCCUAUGUUAAAUGUAUGUAAAAUUGUUUUUUUAAUUUUACGUGAAAAAAGCCACGAAAUUUUUUUUUUUAUAAUUUUUGAAUUUAUAUGCCAAGGCUUAAAGCCGGAUGGCAAAAGUAUAUAAUUUGUACAUUGUCACUCAUAGUACUGUAUGUGACAAUGUACAUAACCAAUAUUAGUGAAAUUUGACAAGUUAAUAGGUACUAUCAGAAUCUAAAUUUAAAAAGAAUUCAAAUGUUUUAUUUUUAAAACUUUCAAGAGAAUAAGCAUUUAUGAAAUCUUUUGGUAGCUCCUGCCAUUACCGAAUUGCAGACACAACAAAGCCGAAUAACUUUUGUUCUGUUCACUUUACAAACAACAGAAAUCAAUCCAUUUUUGUAAAAAAUCGAAUUUGGCACAAGACCUCACUAGUUGAAAUAAAAAAAAAAAUUUUCAUUGAUUUCAUAGAGAAGAAAUAAAAAGAAAUGAAGCUUAUACAAAAAAUUCAUUUUUUUUUACAAACUUUGGAGGGCUGUAACUUUUUUUCUGCUGAGGUUACGAACUUGAUGAUUCAAACCUCUUUGUGAGAAAUUCAAUUUUCUACAAGCCAGCUCAACUUUUGAGAUAUUGAACUGAUUUUUUGGCAGGAUUUUUUUUUUGUCUUGAAGUAACUUCUGAGACGAUAAGACCUAAAAAAAAAAUAUUGUUUUAUUAUGACACACCUUAUUAUAUAUAUAAAAAUUUUUUCCAACUCCUAAUGUUUAUAAAAAUAUUACGUACUUAUUAAUAUACUUUCGUUUUUUUUUUAAAUUAUGGAAUCAGUUUAGUUAUGAAACUUGGAUGUUUGU
Messenger RNA from Microplitis mediator, 2116 nucleotides. RefSeq names its product probable GDP-L-fucose synthase (gene Gmer). Lineage: Eukaryota; Metazoa; Arthropoda; Insecta; Hymenoptera; Braconidae. Gene Ontology annotation, molecular function: GDP-L-fucose synthase activity. The record is from RefSeq and is a predicted model, not a curated record. The transcript has 6 exons. The coding region runs from base 170 to 1132 and encodes 320 amino acids. Gene Ontology annotation, biological process: nucleotide-sugar biosynthetic process.